UGUUGAUGGCGACGAUGACGAUGCAGACGGGGGGGAUGAUGCUGGCCGUGCUGGGCUGGCUGGGCUCCAUCCUCACCUGCGCGCUGCCCAUGUGGAAGGUGACGGCCUUCAUCGGCUCCAACAUCGUGGUGGCCCAGGUCUUCUGGGAAGGGCUGUGGAUGAACUGCGUGUACGAAAGCACGGGGCAGAUGCAGUGCAAGGUCUAUGACUCCCUGCUGGACCUCACCUCUGACCUGCAAGCGGCUCGUGCCUUGGUGGUCACCUCCAUCUUCGCGUCCUUCUUCGCCUUCCUCACCGCCAUCUCGGGUGCGGACUGCACCCGCUGCGUGGAUGACAAGAGCACCAAGACCAGGAUCUCCAUCGUGGCAGGUGCCAUCUUCGUCCUGGCCAGCAUCAUGCUGCUCAUCCCCGUCUCCUGGUCUGCUAACACCAUCGUCAGCAACUUCUACAACCCCUUGGUGCCCGAGGCCCUCAAGAGAGAGCUGGGGGCUGCCCUCUACAUCGGCUGGGCCUCCAGUGCCCUCCAGCUUUUUGGCGGGGGUAUCCUGUGCUGCUCGGGACCCCCGGCCGAGCAGGACCCCUACCCCAAGAAGUACAGGGCGGUGAAAACCUGCAGCCCGAUGAGCUACCCCAUGAAAGAC
Molecule: messenger RNA, 641 nt
Organism: Antrostomus carolinensis (chuck-will's-widow)
Lineage: Eukaryota; Metazoa; Chordata; Aves; Caprimulgiformes; Caprimulgidae
Product: claudin-4-like
Exons: 1
Cellular component (GO): membrane; bicellular tight junction
Molecular function (GO): structural molecule activity
Source: RefSeq, a predicted model, not a curated record